GUCAACGUACAACACAACUGCCAUGCCAAUAAAUGUGAUGCUUCCGAUACAGAGAUUGUCAUGCAGGAACGGGAGAAGACAAUGAAAACCCGACCAUGCAUACAUCACUAUAGGCCUAAUGACUUCAUUCUCAACUCGCUACAGAUGCACAAU
Messenger RNA from Desarmillaria tabescens, 153 nucleotides. RefSeq lists its product as uncharacterized. The record is from RefSeq and is a predicted model, not a curated record. The transcript has a single exon. Lineage: Eukaryota; Fungi; Basidiomycota; Agaricomycetes; Agaricales; Physalacriaceae. The annotation marks the transcript as partial.